Molecule: messenger RNA, 1108 nt
Organism: Sinocyclocheilus anshuiensis
Lineage: Eukaryota; Metazoa; Chordata; Actinopteri; Cypriniformes; Cyprinidae
Product: cornifelin homolog B-like
Exons: 3
Coding region: 79-480 (133 amino acids)
Source: RefSeq, a predicted model, not a curated record
CUACACAGAAACACAACUAAAAGUUCAUAAUGGUGACAUUUGUAUGCUGAAAUCAUAUCUUGCUUCUCUGCCUGUUGUAUGUUUUUAGGUGUAAGCAUGUCAAAGCAAAUGGUAGUCAUGCAGCCACAGCCUGUUAUGAUCUCUAGAGAUUCUGAUCAGUGGGGGUCAGGUAUCUGUGACUGUUGUGAUGACGUGCCUGAAUGCUGCUUUGCUUACUGGUGUUUCGCGUGUUUCACGUGUAUAAAAGCAAAGAAAUACGGUGAGUGUUUAUGUCUCCCCCUGCUGGAUUUCUGUGGUAUCGUUCCACCCAUAACCAUGUCCAUACGGGUCUCAAUGCGCCAGCGUUAUGGCAUAAAGGGUGACAUGUGUCAUGACUGCUUGGUGGCCACAUUCUGCAGAGCUUGUGUUUGGUGUCAGAUGUCACGAGAGAUGAAGGCACGAAAUCUACAAAUCACUCUUAUUGGUGCCAGGAAUUUGUAAUGUGUUUUGAAGCAGCUAUGCUGGUGUGUAAAUGAUAAGAAUCCUGACACACUGAAAGGCAGAUAUGUUUAUUAAUAGAUCUCACUAACUGAAUCACUUUUAUAUUGCAUACUGUAAGAUGCUUAUUAUAAUAAUUAUGAUUUUCUGUCCGUUCCUGAUGUAAUUUGUGAUGAAACGCAAGGAUAUUUAAGUUCUUUUUCUACUAAAUGCAAUGUCCGUUUUGUUGUGUAUAUUUAAUGUCUGUUACUCAGUUUCUAAUCGGCAUCAUCAAUAUCAUGAAAAGUGUGAUCAACUAAAUUAGUGUUCGACAUAGUUGGAUAGAUGUGAUAGUGUUGUAUAUUUGUGACAAUAUUGAAUGUACUCUAUCAUUGGUAACAACAUACAACGUUUAAAACGUUUCUGUUUUUGUCUUUAUAAAGCUUAUUAAAACAAUACAGAAAUGCAUAAAAUGGCUUGGGGGAAAAACACUUUUUGUCACCAGGAUUGAAUUUAAUUUAAGCAAUAUGUAAAGUAAAAAGAAAAGUAUGACGUGUAUUGCUUCGCAUGUUUGCUUUUUUGUGUUUGCCUUUAUUUUAAGACUGAAUAUCUUUCAGUUGUUACACAAUACAUUAUUGAUCAUUUUCUUUGA